UCAGCAGAAAGGCGCUUGAGUCGACAGCCGCUAGUCGUCAGUUGAGUAGAGUAGUCAGUCGGUAUCAAUCGCGAAUCGGAGUUAGUUGUGCGCGCUACGAGCAAGAUCGUCGAGACGAGACUCUUACUCCAAACACUUGAUCACUCACUCACCAACUCACUGGUUAACCGCCUGUAAGCGUUUCAGUGCAGACACUGUACUCCCAUCCAUAUACACAACAAGACACCUUUGCGUAGUUUGACGUUUCUGUCAGACAACUAUUGAACAGACGGUCAAACGUGCAACUUGCUUCGAUUCGUGGCGCGCAAGCCGGAUUCCACCGGUCGGCAGACAUUCUCACAGUGAACUUUUUGUUGAGUUUCAACAAAACAAUACGCACCGGGAACGGCUAUUUCGCAUACAAUAAUAAUAAUAAGAAUCGGCUUUUGUUGCCACGCGCACCGGUCGCUUGAAAAUCAACACGCGUGCAUUUGUAUUUGUGAAAUACAAAAACAUAAUACAUACAUACAUACGUGUAUACGGUAAAAGGCGAGGAUCACUCGGUGCCAGAACAACAAAUUAACCGUAAACGCUAAAUCGUUAAGGUUCUCAAACGCUGCGUUUGGCAAACGAAAACAUUUGUGCAUAAAACCAAAUCCAAUUUGAAAUCAAGUGUCGGUCAAGUGUUGAAAACACUUGAAAUUAUUAAAAGUCAAACUCAUAAAAUCAGUGUAAAUAAUUACACGCAGUGAUUAGUGGAACGUGGUGUAGUGUGCAUAUACAAACUGUUUCGCCUAAUACGUUGAUUAGCGUCGCUGGGGACACUCGUUUGGCGCAUUGUUUCACAUUGCACAUUGCACAUUACACAUUUUCCAAUGAAACGGUGAAUUCCACGUGAAGAAUUGUAAUUUGCAGCACGUCAACGGCGUUGAGUUCUCACAGACGUACACUAACGUUCGCGCCCCGCAGUGCGGUACACAAGCCAUAACACGUCCGUAACAACCGUUAAUUGUUAAAGUGCAUGUCAUUUACCUUUCAAAUAUCAAAAGCUUACGAAUUAAACAUACAUAGCUUAACUGUGUGAUUUACAUUUGUUUUUGGGUUUUUUUGUGAAGCAACAAAAAAGAAAGAAACUAACUUUUGUGGUUAAGAUUUGUGUUGGUUUUUACCAAAAGAAAUUUAAACUGCACACAAAUAAAUAUAAACAAUAAGAAGGGAAAAAUACAAGCCGUUAUACUGUGUAUAUGCCAUAUAUUAUUAUGUAUUAACACACAUGCGCACACAUUUAUAAAUACUAAGUCAACACAAGAAGAUCAGCUGCGAAAGUUUUUGCCGUGGCGUUGUCUGGUGUGAAGAAGUAAAAUACGUACGAGCGUGACUCAGGUUCUUUCCCAAAGUUGAUUGUUGGGUAGACAGCACAUUUCCGCUUGCCAUACGAAAGAGUAGAGAUAGAAACCAACACAAAAUCAUAUACAAAAUGGAUUAUAUUGUAAAAGCAUAUAAAGAUUGGAAACUCCACUCUCAGUUCCAUGAGAUCGUGCCCGAUAUGGAUGAUGCCGAUUACAUGAUGUUUAACGAGAAGCAAUCAAUCCGCGAAUCUGCGCGUUCACUAAAAAAAUAUGGUAGCACUUGCUGUAAUCAUAGCUUAAGGAACAACGAGACGCUGAUACGACAUGACGUGGACAAGACAGACACACUGCAGGGCAUUGCGCUAAAAUAUGGAUGUUCGACGGAGCAGAUACGACGCGCCAAUCGACUCUUCGCCUCAGACAGUCUAUUCUUGCGGCAAUUCCUGUUGAUACCAGUGGAUAAAUCGUCACCGUAUUAUCCCAAAGCAGAUGAAAAUAAUCCUUUAGAAAUAAGUGAAAACAACACUAUACUGCAAAAUAAUAUAAAUACACAGAAUAAUGUGAAUUCUGUAAAUGCAACAAAUACGGGCAACACAACAGCUGAUCCACUUGGCGUAUUCGCAGCGCCAACCAGUUGUACGGACUCAGCAAAUAAUCCACGUCCAUCCACAUUGCCUACACGUCCAUACUCAAUUGCCGGUGAAUUAUUAGUGCAAAACAGCGACGAUGAUGUCAUGUUAAACAAUCACAGCAGCAGCAGUAAUAAGCAGAGCAAAUCACUUGACUCUGUGGUGGCUAUGACGCCGGAGGAGGAAAAUCGCAAAUGCAUAAACGAGUUUUUGAGCAAAAUCGAUUCAACCAUCUCGGAGUCAAGAAAAUAUGUUGAGAAAUCCAAAGAAAUGAUUACUAGCCAGAGUGACAUUAAUCUGUUUGCUACCACCGAUUUUGUGCAGCACAGACGUAACAAUCACUUGAAUAACUCUUACAAGGCGAAUCGGCAAAAUCAAUCAAACCACCAACGGCACAGCUCUUCAGGCAGCACAUCGGACACGGCGCAGCUAUUGAACACCACGCAAACGCGACACGUGCAAAAGUCAUUGAAGCGACUGGAGAAACAGCAGGAUGAAUUCUUCGAAUUGUAGCACACCUGCAAGCAACACAACACAUCUCUGCGAUCCACUGAAUGUCCCUUAUAGAAAUUUUAAUAUUAGUUUUAAUGGAAUCUAAAAUAUACUAUAUAUUGUAAUGAUAAUGUGAAUAAUUACGGCAGCAAAAAUUAACAUAGCAAUGUAUCCUUAUUACUAAGAGUAAAACGCAAAUAUUUUAUACUAUAUACACAUACAAAUAGUAGGUUGGAAAUUUGUUGAAAAUUAUGCUGAAAUAUUUUAUUUAAUAUAAAUGACAGAAGAAGUAUAACUAAAAAUACAAAAGUAUAGGCCAAUGUGCAAAGCAAAUGUGAAAUUUUUAAAAUAGUUUGCUGACAAUUUGAAAAUAAUAGAAAUGUAUGCACUAUUUUCUUAUUUGUAUAGAAAUGAAAAUGUAAUAACCAAUCGAACGUUUUCGCAUUUACUCACACACACAUGUACAUUUGUACACACAACUGAUGUUACUUAAUGCACUUGUAUGCCAACACACACAGCCCUGGGCAGUUAAACAACAGACACUCUGUGGAAUUAUGAUAAAAAUAGUAAACAUAUGAAUAAUAUAAAAAUUUUAAUUUGAUUAAGUUUUAAACAUUUGUACUGCGUGAAGAUUGAAGAUUUACAUAGUUAAAGCUACACAUCUUAUUAUAAAUAAGUUGAAACUCUUUUAAAGUAUGUAUACAAUAUAUGUAUGUAAAUAUGUAUUUGUGCAUGCAAUCUACUGACAUAUAUGUAUAUAUAAAAUAUUUAUGAAUUAUACAUUUUUAUUUCGUAUUUGG
This is a messenger RNA of Zeugodacus cucurbitae (melon fly), 3249 nucleotides long. RefSeq names its product GATA zinc finger domain-containing protein 14 (gene red). The record is from RefSeq and is a predicted model, not a curated record. Lineage: Eukaryota; Metazoa; Arthropoda; Insecta; Diptera; Tephritidae. The coding region runs from base 1457 to 2470 and encodes 337 amino acids. The transcript is spliced from 4 exons.